Molecule: messenger RNA, 1993 nt
Organism: Gekko japonicus
Lineage: Eukaryota; Metazoa; Chordata; Lepidosauria; Squamata; Gekkonidae
Product: amine oxidase [flavin-containing] A-like
Exons: 15
Coding region: 127-1722 (531 amino acids)
Molecular function (GO): oxidoreductase activity
Source: RefSeq, a predicted model, not a curated record
GGAGCGGUGUCUUGGGAGACCCCGAUAGGAAGUUUCCCGCGGCUGCAGCUCUCGACUUCAGUGCUGGCUUAGGCGAAGCGUUUUCUUCACGCUCUGACAGCUGGGCGAGCAGCAGCAACAACAGCCAUGAGCAACAAGUACGAUGUGGUUGUCGUCGGAGGAGGCAUCUCAGGUAUGUCAGCAGCCAAGUUGUUAUCCGAAUCUGGACUUAAUGUUGUGGUUUUAGAAGCUCGUGACAGAGUUGGGGGACGAACUUUCACAAUUAGAAACGAACAAGUGAGCUAUGUAGACGUUGGUGGAGCCUAUAUAGGACCAACUCAGAAUCGAAUUCUGCGACUGGCUAAAGAACUUGGUAUAGAAACAUACAAAGUGGAUGUAGUUAAGAGGAGUAUCCUACAUAAAAAUGGAAAAUCCCAUCCAUUUCUGGGUGCCUUUCCUGCACAGUGGAAUCCUUUAGUAUAUCUGGAUUUUAACAACUUUUGGAGAACCAUGGAUGAAAUGGGGAAAGAGGUAUGCUGGAAUUCCUGCUUUUUUUUUUCUGCUGAAGCACCCUGGGAUGCCCCACAUGCUGAAGAAUGGGACAAAAUGUCAAUGAAACAACUAAUUGACAAAAUUUGCUGGACAAAAGCUACCAGAGACUUUGCUCUUCUCUUUGUGAACAUCAAUGUCACUUCUGAAUCACAUGAGGUCUCUGCUCUCUGGUUCCUGUGGUAUGUCAAGCAGUGUGGAGGAACAACCAGGAUCUUCUCUGUAAGCAACGGUGGACAGGAGAGGAAAUUUGUUGGGGGUUCUGGACAAAUUACAGAAAGAAUAAUGGAACAACUCAAAGGGAAAGUUAAGCUGGAGAGACCUGUAGUCCGCAUCGAUCAGUCAGGUGAUAAUGUCAUUGUGGAGACAUUAAACCAUGAGACAUAUGAGGCCAGUUACGUGAUAAGUGCUAUACCACCAAUCUUAACCCUAAAAAUUCAUUACAAGCCAGAACUGCCAGCAAAAAGAAAUGAGUUAAUCCAACGGCUUCCAAUGGGCUCUGUUAUUAAGUGUAUGAUGUACUACAAAGAAGCUUUUUGGAAGAACAUGGAUUUCUGUGGCUGCAUGAUGAUUGAGGAUGAAGAGGCUCCAAUUUCAAUAACUUUGGAUGACUGUAAACCUGAUGGAUCGGUACCUGCCAUUAUGGGCUUUAUCCUUACAAGAAAAGCCUUUAGACUAGCAAAUCUUAGUGUCGAGGAGAGAAAGAGAAAAAUCUGUGAACUAUAUGCAAAAGUGUUGGGAGCAGAAGAAGCUUUACAUCCAGUGCACUAUGAAGAAAAAAACUGGAGUACAGAACAAUAUUCUGGUGGCUGCUAUACAGCCCGUUUUCCACCUGGCAUUAUGUUCCAAUAUGGAAGGGUAAUUCGUGAGCCAGUUGGUAAGAUCUACUUUGCUGGCACUGAAACAGCUACCAAAUGGAGUGGCUACAUGGAAGGGGCAGUGCAGGCUGGAGAGAGAGCAGCCAGAGAGAUAUUAUAUAGCAUGGGGAAGAUUUCAAAGAAUGAAAUUUGGGUAACGGAACCAGAAUCAACGGAUGUCCCAGCUCUACCAGUUACUACAACAUUUUUGGAAAGAAUCUUGCCAUCUGUUCCAGGACUGUUGAGAUUUCUUCGAUUUUCCUGUUUCUUCACUUCAGUGGCUGCAGCUGGCCUCUUUGUCUUUAAAAGGGGGCGUACUUUUCAGAAGUGUACCUAAAGCAACAGUUUAAAUCUUUGCCUUUAUGCUUGUGACUGCUAUUUUUGGAGCAAAGUAUUUCAUGUCUUCUUUGGAACACCUGAAUCAACACGUCAAAACCAGUUUAAUCAGUAUUGUUUACAAUCUCAGAAUACACAAUAGUGAAUCAAUGGAGGUUUCUGUUUUCUUUCUGCAUUGACUUUUCUUGAUUGACGGAAUAAAGUCACUGGUCUGCCCGCCCCCUGCCCCCACUCCCCUUUGAUUGUCAUGAAAUCAGACUUUGAAAUUUUCA